Messenger RNA from Striga asiatica, 1182 nucleotides. The record is from the annotation of a GenBank genome assembly. Lineage: Eukaryota; Viridiplantae; Streptophyta; Magnoliopsida; Lamiales; Orobanchaceae.
AUGGAGGAUGAAGAAGCCAUGAUUCGUGUUCUACUUGUCGACGGCAGUUCCACUUGGCUCUUCAUCUUGGAGACCCUUCUUCGCCAGUGUCGAUAUCAUGUGAGUACAACAGAUGGAGCAAUCACAGCACUUCAAAUUUUACGCGAAAACAACAGUCGAAUUGACUUAGUAAUAAGUGAAGUCGACUUGCCUGACAUGGAUGGAUUUGUUCUGCUCAAGGAAGUGAGCCUCCGAAUGGACAUCCCGGUCGUAUUGGUGUCGUGGGAUGAUAGUAAAGAACGAGUAUUAAAAGGGAUAAUGAAUGGCGCGUGUGAUUAUCUGGUAAAACCUGUGAGAGUCGAGGAGCUGAAGACUAUAUGGCAGCAUGUGGUGAGGAAAAAGUUGAGGAAGAAGAAGAAUGUUGAUAAUAAUAAUAAUAAUAAUAAUAAGAUUGUUAAUGUUGUGGUUGAAUCUCAUGUGGAGAUGAAAGAAGCUUCCAACAAUAACAGUAUUUGUGUUAAUGAAAACCCAAAUAAUGAUAAAAGGCACACUCGUGAAGCUGUGCCGAAACGGAUCAUGGAGCUUAUGAAUGUAGAAGGUAUUUCGAGGGAACAUGUUGCGAGCCAUCUCCAGGCAAAAUCUCUUAUCUCAAAAUACAGAAUGCACCUGAAAAGGUCAAAAGGCGAGGCCGCGGGCCCACGACAAGCAAACAAGGCACCAUUAUUGUCAGGCGUGCCAUCAUUUAACACUGCUUAUAAUAAUAAUUAUGAUAAUCAACACAUGAUUAAGGAUGGAAAACGACAAUGUGUUGUACCUUGUCCAACUUCAAUGGGCAAUCAUCAUCAAGAGAAUGAUAAUCGACGAGUAUGGGUUCAAGGAAUGCCAAUGCCAAUAACAGCGUACGAUCCAUUUGCUAGUUACACUGAUUGGAGCAUUUCAUUUUGCGAUGAUCGGCUUCUUUAUGAAUUUCCUUCUCUCGGCUCGAUUGAUAAUUCGAGUCAACAUGAUUUGGUGCUGCCAAUGCCAGCUACUCGUAAUCCGAAUAGCCACAACACGAGUUACAGCUUGAUAACGACGUGUCAGAAUAUCAUUCGUCGGGAGUUUCUUAAAGACCCUUUGACUGUUGGUUCCAUUUCGAUGCAUGUGCUUCAAAAUAACAGCUUUGGACAUGGACAAGGACAAGCUUCCCACCAGCCACUCUGA